Messenger RNA from Sphaerodactylus townsendi, 1545 nucleotides. It is a transcript of the gene LG16H1orf50, whose product is annotated as linkage group 16 C1orf50 homolog. NCBI's taxonomy places the organism in Eukaryota, Metazoa, Chordata, Lepidosauria, Squamata, Sphaerodactylidae. The transcript has 5 exons. The coding region runs from base 22 to 609 and encodes 195 amino acids. The record is from RefSeq and is a predicted model, not a curated record.
GGAGAGGAGGUCCACUUCGGAAUGGCGGUCAAUGGGGAGGCAAAGGGUGACGUCGGCGCGGUCAGCGGAGCUUCUUCAUCGGCUCCGUCUCCGCAGGGCUCGUCGCUGGUUGAACGUGACAGCGCCGGGGGUUUCCAGCUGACGUCCAUCGCGCGGAAGGCGGACCCCUCGGACCUGGUGGCUCUGGCUGAGGAAGUGCAGAAGGCGGAUGAUUUUGUCCGAGCGAAUGCCUGCAACAGAUUGACGGUCAUAGCAGAACAAAUCCGCUACCUGCAGGAACAAGCCCGGAAGGUUUUACAGGAGGCAGUCAAAGACACGGACUUGCACCACGUUUCCUGCAACUUUGUGAAGAGGCCUGGAAACGUUUACUACCUGUAUCGACGGGCAAGUGGGCAGAGAUAUUUCUCCAUCUUAUCGCCUAAGGAAUGGGGCCCCAGCUGCCCCAGCGAGUUCCUCGGGGCUUUCAAACUGCAGCCCGACCUGUCCUGGACCCCUGCGGGGGACAUCGAGAAGCGAGAUGCUGAGCUGAACGUCCUGGAGAAGCUGCUGAGUCACCAGUCCUCUCUCCCGCCGUGCAGCGAGCCGAAUUUCCAGGGCCUGACCGCGUGAAGCCUCUUUGGCAGACCCUGGGCGGGAUCCACCUAGAAAGAGGCAUCCGAAGUCAAUGGAGAUGCUUGCUAGACAGCAGCCCAAGAUACGUGUUCUGUUGCCAAAUCUGCAGUGACCGGGAAUUUUUCUCUGCCUGCUUCUUUGUGUUGACCUUGUUUUAAUCUUGCCUUUCCUCCAAGAACCACAGGGAGGCACCCAUGGGUUCUCCAUUUUGCCAUUACAACGAACCUGUAAGGUGCAGUAGGCUGGAAGAGGGAGGGAACGAAGUAUAGACCAUGCUGGCACUCAUGGUAGUUUUAUGGAAUCAUAGAGUUGGAAGAGACCCCAAGGGCCAUCAAGUCCAACGCCCUGCAAUGCAGGAACACACAAUCAAAGCACUUAGUAUUUGAAUAUAAUAGUGAAGUAACUGUGCACUUGAGUUGUGAUAGCAGAACAGGGGAAAAAUCAGAAUGAUGCUUGCAAACCUGUCUAAGGCUUAGAACACUUUCUAAGGCUAAGAACACUGGGAGUAAGCCCCAUUGACUGAAAUAGGACUUACUUCUGAGUGUACCUUAGAAUUGCUUAGAAUUGCUUAGAAUUGCUCCCUAAGGCAACACAACAGCGUAGAAAAGACUUUACCCAUAAGAACAGUCCCCUCUUGGGUUGACCCAUUUCCCUGCAGCUUUGACCCAUUUGGGUUGACCCAUUUCACUGCAGAAAUGCCCUCCUGAGCAAUCUUGUUUUUGCAGGUUUUUGUGAAAUGCCUCUCCAAGCUCCUUGGAGGAAGGGUGAGAUAAAAACGUAGUAGAUCGAGAUCAAAUCCCUGAGUCACUCAAAGGGAUUACUUUUCAUCGUAUUAAAUGCUGCGUCUGAUGCUGGUUGCUUCUGCAAAUCCACAAUGAAACAGGUUCUGCUGUGUAUUACAUCCUGAUGGAAUAAAAGUGAAUGUCACGGGUA